Molecule: messenger RNA, 2365 nt
Organism: Owenia fusiformis
Lineage: Eukaryota; Metazoa; Annelida; Polychaeta; Sabellida; Oweniidae
Source: the annotation of a GenBank genome assembly
UUACGAUUUCUUCAUCCCUACGUUGAAAGUUAUCGAUUAGUUUGACAUGACAUAGCAACGUUCUGGAAACCAACAUGGCGGACGAAAAUGACAGUAAAUUUUAUUUGGAGCAUGAAGAAAUUUUAGAUGACUCAGAUGAUGACUUUAAGUAUGAAGAAGUACCUGUUGAUGAGGAACUUGUUGAGCCAGAUUUUGAUGAAGAUUUGGAUAUUGCUGUAAGGACCAUCCAGGAGGCUGAACAAGACAUUAAAGCAAGUCUCCAAAAAGAUGGGAAGGAGAAGGCACCUGUUACUGCUAGACCAGAAGUAAUUGAUGAUUUUGUCAGGAAUUUCUUGGUGAAAAUGGGCAUGGGUCGAACUCUUGAUUGUUUUCAAACAGAAUGGUAUGAACUACAACAAAAGGGCCAGUUGAAAGAAGAAGAUGUAGGUGUUGUACCAGAUAUCUACACACGAAAUCAGCAACUUGACACACAAGUCAAAUAUUUACGUCAAGAUGUUGACAAAUUCAGAGAUGCAGCCAUGAAAGCCAAGGAUACAUAUGUAAAGCUGAGGAAAGAGAGGGACUACCACAGGAUGCAUCACAAACGAGUGGUUCAGGAGAAAAAUAAACUCAUCACAGACAUUAAAAGACUAAAGAAACAUUAUGCUGCAUAUGAGCCAACUCUAAAACAACUUAAAGUGAAGUAUGAAGCAGCCAUGAAGGAGAAGAUGCUUACAAAGCUAGAGAGAGACAGGGCAGUAGGUCAGGUGUCUGGGCUUCAAAACACAUUGAAGACCAUGGGAGACUCAGCAAACUACACAUCAGGAGCUUUGAAUGCAUCUACCACCAGGAUGUGCCAAAAGGGAAGAUAUGAGCUGCUGGAUGAGGAAGGGAGAGGUCCUACCCAGAGGUCUAUAUAUGAAAGCAGACAGAAAGCAAUGCUUGAAAGUCAGAAAGAUGUAACCCAACAACCUAUGCCAAGACACCCUGAUGAUACAGAGUUUCCACCUGAUACUGGAGUUAACCCCUACCUGUCCCAAGUGAAGGCACCCCCAGGUCACCUUACUAGGACUGGAGGAUUCAGACUUACACACACAUUCCAGGCACACUCACAACCUGUUAGCAAUCUUGCUUUGCAUCCACGCAAGCAGAUUCUUGCGACAACCAGUGAUGACCAUACAUGGAAGAUGUGGUCUAUACCCAGUGGAGAAAUUAUCAUGACAGGGGAGGGACACACAGACUGGGUAGCUGAUUGUGCUUUCCAUCCAACAGGUUCAAGGCUGGCAACUGUAAGUGGAGACUCCACAGCUAAAAUAUGGGACUUCUCAAAGGCUGAAUGUGUGCAUACAUUUGAGGACCAUACUCAUGCUGUAUGGGGCUGCAGUUGGCAUUCCUGUGGAGACUUCCUUGCUACCUGCUCCCUUGAUAAUACUUCAAAAGUUUGGGAUCUCAACAGCUUGCGAUGUCGGUAUACACUGAGAGGCCAUGCUGACUCUGUUAAUAGUAUAGAAUUCCUACCUUUCUCUAACACUCUCUGUACCUGCUCAGCUGAUAAAACACUUUCACUUUGGGAUGCAAGAACAGGCUUGUGUGCGCAGACGUUCUAUGGACAUAUGCAUUCUGUUAAUCAUGUAACAUUCAACCUCAGAGGUGACACGGUUGCAUCCUGUGACUCUUAUGGAAUCAUAAAAUUAUGGGAUGUACGCACAGUUGCUCCCAUGACCAGUCUUGAUGUUGGACCACAUCCUGCCAACAGAGUAGCCUUUGACCCAUCAGGCUCAAUUGUUGCAGUAGCUAGCAAUGAUGGAUCUGUGAAGAUGUAUGAGGUUGCCUCUGGACAGGUGACAUCUCUGGUAGGACACGAAGAUGCAGCACAAUCCACAAUAUUUGACAGAAAUGGAGAAUUCCUUGUAUCUGGGGGUAGUGACUGUACAGUGAGGAUUUGGUCAUAGACUGUUUAGAUAUUACCACUACUAGAGAUGGUGUAUGAAAGUCCAUCAUUGGAGUUGUAUUGAGAUAUUGCAGGACUCAGAUUUAUUAAAAAUAGGAAACAAACAUUGUGUGAUUUGCUUACAAAUUGGUAAAAGGUUAAGGAUAAAUUUUGGCCAAUAAAUUUUCAAGAUUUUAGGAGUUAUCUACAGAUAUAGCAAAGUUUUUCAGAGGAAAGCCACUUGAUUUAAAAAAAUAAUCUGUGAUUAAUUUUUGGUAAAAUUGUAAAUCAGUAGGCACCUUAAUUUCAUCACUUUAGGACAGCAUUGUUGAAUUUUGACCCAAUCAUAGUCUUAGACAUCUCUGGGGGCACAUUAUUGAAUUCCACUCUUGAAAUGUGUACAUAUUUGUGUGUAUAAAAUUGAAAUUGUAAAUAAAUAUCUAUAUGAAAAUUGAA